Molecule: messenger RNA, 3284 nt
Organism: Lagenorhynchus albirostris (white-beaked dolphin)
Lineage: Eukaryota; Metazoa; Chordata; Mammalia; Artiodactyla; Delphinidae
Gene: CAV2
Product: caveolin 2
Exons: 3
Coding region: 151-489 (112 amino acids)
Biological process (GO): positive regulation of MAPK cascade; caveola assembly; insulin receptor signaling pathway
Cellular component (GO): Golgi apparatus; caveola; cytoplasmic vesicle
Molecular function (GO): protein kinase binding; molecular adaptor activity
Source: RefSeq, a predicted model, not a curated record
AGCGGGAAGCUACCGCCGUCCGGGCCGCUCUGGGAGAGGCGAGGCGAAGAGAGGCGGGGCGGGGCCGAGCGCAACGGGAAGGCGAAGCUGCGCGGGCCGGGAGCCGCGCUGCGCCAGCCGGGCUGCAGCUGCCGCGCACCAAGCGCUGAGAUGGGGCUGGAGACCGAGAAGGCGGAUGUCCAGCUCUUCAUGGACGAGGACUCCUACAGCCGCCACAGCAGCGUAGAUUACGCCAACCCCGAGAAGUUCGUGGAUCCAGGCAGCGACCGAGAUCCCCACCGGCUCAACUCGCAUCUCAAGGUGGGAUUCGAGGAUGUGAUUGCAGAGCCCGCGUCUACGCACUCUUCUGACAAAGUGUGGAUCUGCAGCCACGCUCUCUUUGAAAUCAGCAAAUACGUGAUCUACAAGUUCCUGACGGUGUUCCUGGCCAUUCCCUUGGCUUUCGCUGCGGGAAUUCUCUUUGCCAUCCUCAGCUGUCUGCACAUCUGAUGAGAAAACUGAUGUCCUUAAGUUGAAGAAUUUUCCCAAGAUCACAUGGGAGUCAAGAUCUGGGCCAAGAGAGUCUGACACCAGAGUUCAGGCUCUUAAUCACUACAGAGAUUAUCGGCUAUUUCUAGGAUGUGGGUAUGGCUGUUCUAAUGACUAAUUCUGCCUUCCGACCAAAAUCUUCUUUUUUAUUCAUUGUUCAGUCAUGUCACCUUUCCUGCUAUGAGAAGCACCUUUUUUCUUUCCUUUCUCCCAUAAAUGGAGUCAGUACAAAGUCCUCAGUGGUGGGAGCGCCCUACAACCUGGUAUCUGGGCUCCCUGUACCUUCCUCACUCUGCCCCCUUCUGAUCCCUGAGCCCUCCCCCAGCCCUAUUCUCUACUUUCCUGAGCACACCAUUUCCUUCCCUGUAUGAUCUGUGCCCUAGGCCCUAACACUCCAGCUAAUGUCAGAAAAAUAUCUUUCAGGAACUUCCCUGGCAGUCCAGUGGUUAAGACUUCGCCUUCCAAUGCAGGGGGUGUGGGUUCUAUCCCUGGUCAGGGAGCUAAAAUUUCACAUGCCCCAGGGCCAAAAAAACAAGACAUAAAACAGAAGCAAUAUUGUAACAAAUUCAAAUAAAGACUUUAAAAAUGAUCCACACCCAAAAAAAAAUCUUAAAAAAAAUUUUUUAAAAAUAAGAUUAUCUUUCACAUGCUAUUAUUCCCAUGUUUUAUAAAUUUCAUAAAAUUGUACUACCUUUAACAAAAACUUUCUUAUUAUGUAUCAGAAACACAAUGAUGAUCUUUCUCCUCAAUACUAAACACCUAGACAUGUAAAAUUUUAAUAAUUACAGUAAUAAUUUCUCGUUAGGCUAAGCAUAUACCUUUCGAGAUAGGGGCCAUAUUUCAUAUCUUCAUUUGGUUGGAAAUUUCUUAUCAGUUUGCACAGCUUUUAGUAUGUUAUCCAAUCCUAUUGUCAUUUAUUUUACCUUGAAAAUUCCAGGGAAAACCAUAUAUAAUUUUAUUUUCCUCCAAUAAGAUAAUUUGCUCACGAGAAAUUUUAAAAACAGAAAAACCAGAUUGGCGUAUACAAUCAUAUUAAUGGCUUGGUUGUAUAUUGUCAUACUGCUUUUCAAUAGGCUUGUACAAUUUACAAUUGCAAUAGCAGUGUAUGUGUCUCCACACAUUAUCAGCAUUCAUGUGUAUAUAUGUAUAUCAGUAAAAGUUACAUAUAUAUGUAAUUUUUACUAAGAUAUUAGGUGGUAUUAUAGAACAACAUUAUAGUAUUCCAUUUUGCACACAUAAAAUUUUAACAAACAUUUUUCUACAGUGAUAACUCAUAUUGUGAUCCCCACACUCAUUUUCCCCUAAUUUUUCAUUCACUUUAAUAUAGUAAUGCUGUCUGUGCUUUGCAAUAACAGUUAUGCUGAACACCUAUCAUAGGGCAUGGUGUUUAUAUUUCCCACUAUUGGCAAUGGCGAGCAGAGAUCCACCCACUCUUCUGCUCUUCCUUCCCUCUUUCUCCUCCUCUCUGCUCUCAUCCAGUCCAAUGAACUGAAUAUUUUAGAUGGCUUUGAAGGGUGAAGGCUUACAAUGUUUUGCUAUGAGACAAAGAAAAACUCAGUGGAUCACACAUGAUCUUGAUUUCUUUAGAACUCUGUCUUAAAUGAUCUCACAAAGUUUAAUAUUCUUUCUGAUUGAAACUUUGCAAAUAGUGCACCAAAAUAAAGAAAUCACCAAAUGAACAUGUCUGCAAAAACAAACAUUUUUUACAUACAUAUUUUCUCACAAAGCAGUUGUGGUAAACUAGUCAAUAUCAUAAUAGGGAGCCAUAUGGAAAAUGAGAAGUCAUCACACUGGAAUAUAUAAAAAGCGUAAGAUACAAGCAAGCCUUCCUUCCCAGUUUAGAUAUGACUGUGUUGAGGCAGUCACAGAAAUAGCACACAUUAUUUAGGGUUAGGUAAUAUAAACUAAAUGAAAUCUCCACAGAGUAUCUAGCAUAUUCGAUCAAUUUCAUGGUAGCCUCCGUGUGCAGGGGCCAUGAAGAGGGCGGAAGGGGUGAGGGAGGGCCAUGAUCAAAGCAUUGGAAAUAAAAUAUCAAAAAAAAAAUUUUAUCGUAUAGAAAAAACAAGUGAGCAAUCAACUGAAUUAUUUAUGUACAUUUUAUUUAGACAAGAGAAAGAUCUUAUGAAGAUUAUAAAUUUGAAAAUAGACCCCUGAAAAAGAGCCAGAGUUGUUGAUAUUAUGUAUUCUAAAGGUGAGUAAAGGGCCACAUAAAAGAUGAAAAAUAUUGUACAAAGAACGAUUUUAUUAAAACUAUUUUUUUUUCUGAGAGAGAGAAAGACUAAGUGGGGUCAUCUUAAGUGAUAAUUUUAUUAGAGUAGGCACAUGCAAAAAGAAUUGUGAUCUUAAAUAUACUGAACAAGAGGAAAUGGCAAAAAAGAUCAUAAACUACUUUUCAUGUUAGAACUUUUGGAAAGAUGAGACAGAUCAGAUGCAGGCAGUCUCUAUGCUGCAUGAUGAACUAGGGAUUCAUGUAAAGAUUUCCAUGAUUUCAUGAUUCUUAGAGUUGAAGAAAUAUUCAGAAUUGGAAAGGAAAAUCCUCCCAGUCUUAAAAUCUUCAAUGAAGUUGGCCCAGCAUGACACGCUUCUAGUGCAGGGUGGGUUUGGGCUACUUUGAAGCCCUCCCUAAGGCCAGUGCUGCCUCAGCUCUUGCCACAGCCAACACGUUUUGGGUGUGGCUAAUGGGAGAAUUUAAUACAGCUCAACUCCUUUCGUAGCAAACAAACAAAGCAAAAAAAGAAACCAACAACAACAAAAAC